AUGCGCUCCGUCGUAGCCCUCGCGGCUUUGGCCCUUAGUGGCAGCCUUGAUCUCGCUGCUGCAAGCCUCUGCAAGCCUCGCCCUUCUCACCUUAGCUCCGCUACAACCGACCUCACACUCUCCGACACCGCGACUUCAGCAGCUGCUUCCGAGACCGCCGGAUCCGUUGUCAUCAAGAGCGUCGUCGACGGUGGCGGUUUCUCAGUCGCUCCUCCUGAAGGUGGCGUACCAGGCUUCACUGUCGAUGGUGAUGCGACCAUCGUCGUUGGGCCAGGUUACAAGGGGGAUGGAAGCAAAGACUCAGGCUGUCUUUCGCUGCAGGCUAGUGGCGACAGGAAGCGUGAUCUUGGAAGCUUUGCUGGUGUUGCGCAGUCGCUCGAUCAGUUGAGCUUGACUAGGCCUUACACCGUCCGCUUCUUCUACUUGGUUGUUACUGCACCGUCGCUGAAUUUCUGCCAAUUGACUGCUUCGCUUGGUAGCCAGACCUUCUUCCAGACUUGGAUCAUCAGCUUUGGAACUAGUGUGCAGUGGGGUAUGGCUCUUGAGCAGGUUACUGCUGCUCAACGCUCUGCACCUCUGUCCAUCUCUAUGAACUGUCUGGUUGGAGGGUCUGCUCAGGUGUAUGUUGACUCUCUUUUCAUGUCUAACCAGGUUACGCCUGCGACCAUUGACGAUCAUCCUCUUGAUCUUGGUGAUUCGGAUGCCUCUAUCUUCACUACCACUUCAUCUUCCGCUAUUCAGAUAACCACCUCUAGCAAGGUUGGAACUACAUCUGUGCCUCCAAUCAUUCCAACCCAUGCUGAGAGCUCAGAUGCGUCUUCUAACUCUGCUACACCCGGUACUGGAAGUCCCAACACUCAGCCUACAGGCAAUCAUGCACCAGUUACUGGCAGCCCUCACACUGUUCCUACUGGCAAUAACACUCCCGGUCCGGUUGACAGCCAAACCUCCGCUGCAGGCAACACCCAAGCUACUACUCAGCCUGGCCCUCAGACUCCCGGCGCUCAAACUCCAGGUGCCCGGACUACUACAUCCGACACAGAAAAGCAGACCAGCACUGAAUCAGCUGCUACAAGCGCCUCUACAUCAAGCGGCAGCUCUUCCCCUCGCCAAUCCUCGACCAUCAAGCCCGAUGGCCCCGUGAGCCGCGUCUGCGCCAACGUUGGCACAUCCUCCAUCGCCGGUCGCGGAUGCGGUAUGCAGCCUUACAACAGCGCCGGAGCCUACAGCCGCUUCACAAGCAGCAACUACCAGAAGGAAGACUGCGCUGCUCUCUGUCUCGCUGAUGAGAACUGCAAGUCUUUCGAGUGGAGCUAUGGCAACAACUGUGCCAACGAAUGUCGUCUCAUCGCCUCUGUCUUGAGCGACGUUCCCGUUGGUAACACAGGUACCCAGUUCACCUCUUAUGACCGCAGCUGCAUCAUUUCCAAGCCCUGCCCUAGUUUCCCCGAGGAUAGUAUCUGUAUCAACAAGAUGGGCAGCACUCCUAACAAGGGCUGUGUCCGUCGUAAGGGAACGCUCAAGUCUUGUGCUCAGGAAUUCGCGACUCUUACUGUCCAGCCUUGCGGCGGCGGAGAUCAGUGCAGAGACAUGUGCGCCAUGUACGCUGAUUGUCAAUCUUACUCUUACACUUCUCUCCUGUCACAGAGGAACUGUAAAUUGUAUGCUGGUACUACCGAUGAGAUCACCGAUGAGGGAGGUAGCGAUUACUUCUCUGAUAUUGGCUGCUGGGCUUGCGGACAGAACAUGGGUUUCUCAACAUAUGGUCUUCUUACCAAUGAUAAUGUUGUUCUCCCCGAGAUGACAUGUCAGGCUCCUACCAAGGCUGUCGCGGAUACACCUACCACCUUCAACACAAGAACCACUCAAGCCGCUGAGUCUACUUCUUCUUCAGCCGCCGUCCAGCAGCCCCCAACCACCACCACAGAGUCUGCCAGCUCUACAGCUACCGUCAUGACCUGCCCCACUGGCAUCACUGCCCCCGGAUUCUGUCAACCUCUCGAUAGCCUCCCUACUCAAUCCGUUUCCCUCCCCGGCAUCAUGGACCACUGGCCCCAGAGCGACGGUGACAUCGAGCCUCCUGUCCAGCGGACCUGCAACGCCUUUGGUGUCAAGAAGGGCGGCUGGUGGGGACGCACUGUUCAAAGCAACAGACGUCAAAACACCAUGGAGGACUGUGCCCUUCUAUGUCGCGAGGAGGGAUACUGCGAGGCUUUCGGUCUCGAUACGACCAGCGGGUGGGGCAAUCAGUGUGCUUUGUCGACUUAUAAACUUGGUACUGAGGGUAUUGAUCUCAAUGUCCCGUAUUCCUUCUGGUGGAGCGAUCUGGAUUGUUAUGAGUGCCAUGAUUGUCAGGCUGCUUGA
Fusarium oxysporum Fo47 is the source of this 2364-nucleotide messenger RNA. RefSeq lists its product as uncharacterized. The record is from RefSeq and is a predicted model, not a curated record. Bases 1 to 2364 code for a protein of 787 amino acids. The transcript has a single exon. NCBI's taxonomy places the organism in Eukaryota, Fungi, Ascomycota, Sordariomycetes, Hypocreales, Nectriaceae.